AAUUUUAUUGCUCAUAUACUAAUUCGAUUUGAUAGUCUUUGUUAUUUCCAGUUACGCAUUCUUAAGAAGGAACGAAGAAGAAGAAAUGGAAGAAGAACAAAUUUCCAAUGUCAAUCCAACUCCCUUAUUUCCACCACCACCACUGCAAAGAAUGCAGUCUGUAGAUGAUAUACAACUACUCUCAUCGUCACCUUCUCAACCUUUUGAGGAGUCUGCUAAUUCUUCUGAAGCACUUUACACUCCUGAAGUUAAAAAUGAGGUGAUACCGAAAAUUGCACAACAAUUUAAAAGCUUAAAGGAUGUUUUUAAAGCUUACAACAAUUAUGCAUUCAAAGCUGGUUUUAGUGUGCGAAUCAAUUCUAGCAAGACGGAUAAGAAUCGUGAAACCAUUAGGAAAGAGUAUGUUUGUUACAAAGAAGGGGAGAGUAAAUGUUCUGAGGCCAGUUGCACAGAAAGCGUUAACGCAACAACUAACAGCUGCAAAUGUGUCAACUAG
Messenger RNA from Rhododendron vialii, 496 nucleotides. Its product is annotated as protein FAR1-RELATED SEQUENCE 8-like. Bases 86 to 496 code for a protein of 136 amino acids. The transcript is spliced from 2 exons. Lineage: Eukaryota; Viridiplantae; Streptophyta; Magnoliopsida; Ericales; Ericaceae. The record is from RefSeq and is a predicted model, not a curated record.